UACUCUGUCACAGCUGCUUCUCAUUUUAAGAUUCAGCUUGAAGUAAAUGUACCUGUUGUGAAAGGAGCUGGGGACUAUUUCAGCAAGGAGGUGGCAUGGUAGAAUCAGGGCCAGUAUGAGCUUUGCUUGGGUUGUACUGAGCCCUCUUGCUUUAUCCUGCUAUUUAGCAGUCACAGCUAACUGGGAGGACAAUUUGGUGUCUUGGUGCCCUCAGCCAAGUCAGUGAGUAAAGAGAGACGGCUAAUGCCAGCUCUAUUAACACUUCUCCUGAACUCUGGUUAUGAUAUAAAGUAUUUGUUCAGUUAUAACUGGCCCUGACACACUGGCUGAUUUCAUACAGACAACCACACAUCCAUCAGAUGCAACUGCUGCUUUCACAAUCACUGUUACCCUUCCCCAAAGUGAAACUUUAGCUCCUAAACCUGAGUGGAGUUAUUGAAGGAGCUUAAACAUUAAGCAGUAAGCACAGUGAAACAAUAAAUGGUGCAGAGAGACAUGAAGUAAAAUGUCAAACACCAGAAUUAGUCUCUUCAUUUGAGUGCAGGAGAUUCUAUAUGGCUUCCUAUGUUAUUUCAGGAAAUUAAGUGAGGGUUACAAUCAUGUAUGCCAAUCUGCCAUUUCCUGAAUAGACUCAUUGUAGGGGUGACAGUGACCCUUAAAGGUUCAGCUAAACAUAAUCAGAGGUGUGCUAAACAGACUUGCAUUCUGUCUUUGGUUUCCUUCCUCAGGUACCAUGAGUGGAUGAAAUCGGAGGAGCUCCAGCAGCUGACCGCCUCCGAACCACUGAGCCUAGAACAGGAGUAUGAGAUGCAGCGCAGCUGGCGGGAGGAUGCAGACAAAUGCACGUUCAUUGUGCUGGAUACAGAGAGGUGGUCCGGACAGGCUGGCAUGGAUGAGGACUGCAUGGUCGGGGACGUGAAUCUCUUUCUCACGGACUUUGACGAUCGUGCUUUGGGAGAGAUUGAAGUCAUGAUUGCAGAGCCCUGCUACCGCGGCAGAGGGUUUGGCAAGGAGGCCACUCUGAUGAUGAUGUCCUACGGAGUGACAAAACUGGGAAUCACCAAAUUUGAGGCUAAGAUUGGCCAGGAAAACAAAGCCAGCAUCUGCAUGUUCAGGAAGCUUCAUUUCAAGGAGGUUGCUGUGAACAGCAUCUUUGAGGAGGUGACAUUGAGACUGGAUGUGAGUGAGCAGGAGAAACACUGGCUCUUGGAGCAGACAGGCCACAUGGAGGAGAAAAGCUACAGGGAUAUGAAGCUGCAGAACCUGGCCUCUGAAAGCUGAUGGCUGUCCUGGAAGGAGCAAUGCAUGCACAUGUUAGCUGUCCAAGAAGGAACUGUUUGACAGUGUCACCAAGGGUGUGGAUGGCAAGUGUCUGUGCAUCGUUAGUGGAUCAAACAACAAACUUCAGCUGCUUUGCUGCUGCCCCAGGUACCCAGGGUACCAAAGCAUGGCUGACUUUCCACUGCAGCCCCAGUACAGUGCCUGCAGGAGAAUUCCUUCAGAGUACAGCCCCAAAACUGGAUGAACAGGUGCUAAUAGGAAAGCACACAACUACAGCUCAGCUGGGAAGGGUCCUUUUAGCCUCAAAACAUCCUCUGUCUCUACUCUCAGGGCCUAAACAUUUUAUCUCCAAAUUAAUUACUGGGUGAGCCAGAGUAGUCUACAAAUACCACCAGUGUUAGCGGUGGUGUUCAGUAUCACAACAGGGUAGUCUGGCCUGCUUUCUCUUGAAUAAAAUUUGAUGAGUAUGACAUGCCGUAGCUUGACCUGGUCAGGCAUGUUGCUCAGCUGCCACCUUUGGUUGUAAAAUGAUGGUUAGCAGCAGCAGGGAAGGGAAUAGGCUGGGGGAGGAGGGAUGGGGAAAAGAAUUAUUUUGAGUACCUCAGGCAUUAGUUGGUGGGAGUGUCAGCAGGUCUGUUAGAUCAGUACUUAGUACUGUAAAUUCUUCAGGUGCCUCAUGGCUUGUAUGUAAGGCUUCCUCCUUGCCUUUUAGGCUUAAUCCUUGGGAACCACCAUUUCCAGCUACCUCCCCACCAAGCUGUGGGAAUGGGGCUGUAAAGCCAAAGCCCCAUUGCUUAGCAUGAGCACAGCUUCAUGAGAGAGGCUGGUACAACUAAAAUAUUAAGGGCCCCAUCCUGAGGUGCUGAGUCUCCUUCAUGGCUGCUGAGGUGAAUCUGAGGGUGAAGUUGCACGUCACACUAAGACCAUACUAAAUCUGUCAAAUGUUAAGUGGAGUUAAAGUUAGAACAUGCAGUGAGCAGUUACAUGUUUAGGGUUGAUACCAUUUUUUGCCUGCACAGCUCUGACUUAACCACUGUAUGUCUAGGGAGCAGGGAUGUGGUCAGGACCCAGAAUACCUUUACCCUGUACAGUAUAUUUGCAGUACAGUGCAUUGCAGUGCAUUUUGGGAUGCUGGAGGACUACAGAUCACUCAUUUUAUCUCCAUGGAGCUGACUGAAGUUACUGUAAUGUGAACUAGGUAGCAUGGCCAAGAGUUGGCUCUCGUCUGGACUGGCGUAACUUUGAGACAUUUAAGGCUCUUAUACACAUGCACGGAGCCUGCUUCAGUGCACUGGAAAUCAAGCGCAUUGAAGCAGACUUGAUUAAUCAAUGCUUCUGUUUUAAGUGCCCUUAGUAUAACCUUAAUGUGCAGCUUCACCCUGAGGUGUGGGGACCUGCUAAAGGAUGCCUGGUUGACUUCCCUAUUGCCAGCAGUGUUAAAGAAGAAUGCUUCUAAAAGGUUGGGAAAGCAGGCACUAAAUUACCACAGGUAAGAGGUGGGGCAAAUUACAGAACAUAAAACCGGAGAUGCCAAGCUACUUAUGUCACUAGAGGAUGAUUUUUGGAGGGGAGAAUUAUCUGUCCCAGAACUACUCAGUACAAGUAUUGGAAAGGAGGUACGUGGUUGUGAUAGAGAUUCCCACAAUAAGUUGAAUGAGGAAAUUCAGUUGCAACAAGGGUAUAAAGGAUAAGGUAGCCAAGACACUAUAAUGCUUGUUUGAAAAUCAGUGUUACCACAUGAUAAGGGCACAAGGGCUGUUUGCAUUACAGUAGCCUUAUUAGGUAAUUCCUUUAAUGACCAGAAAUGUUUAAUUUCUGCUGUGGUGUUGGAUAAUAGGUUUCCAGUUUGAAUGGGGAUAUAUUUAAUCAGUAAUUGGUACCCUGCAGAAUGUUUAAUGCUGCUAUUUGUGUGUGUGGGUCCUGGGGAUUUUCAUUCUGAUUCAAGUUCAUUUAAAUGCAUUAUUUCUAUGACUAAUAUUAAAAGCAAGUGCCAUAGUA
Molecule: messenger RNA, 3279 nt
Organism: Gavialis gangeticus (Gharial)
Lineage: Eukaryota; Metazoa; Chordata; Crocodylia; Gavialidae
Gene: NAT9
Product: N-acetyltransferase 9 (putative)
Exons: 5
Coding region: 604-1281 (225 amino acids)
Biological process (GO): protein acetylation
Molecular function (GO): N-acetyltransferase activity
Source: RefSeq, a predicted model, not a curated record